Messenger RNA from Polychytrium aggregatum, 1692 nucleotides. RefSeq lists its product as uncharacterized. Gene Ontology annotation, biological process: asparaginyl-tRNA aminoacylation. The coding region runs from base 1 to 1692 and encodes 563 amino acids. The record is from RefSeq and is a predicted model, not a curated record. Gene Ontology annotation, cellular component: cytoplasm. The transcript is spliced from 6 exons. NCBI's taxonomy places the organism in Eukaryota, Fungi, Chytridiomycota, Chytridiomycetes, Polychytriales. Gene Ontology annotation, molecular function: ATP binding; asparagine-tRNA ligase activity; nucleic acid binding.
AUGCAAUCUACCCGGCGUCACCUAGCCCCAUACCACGUCUGUGAUAUCCAGGGUGACGACAUCCAAGGUCUCGGCACCAUCAAGCUGCCAUUCAAAACACCCCUCCGUGCCCUGGAAGUUGCCCAGGGUGCCGCCGAUGUCUCGAUCGUGGUCCGCAAGACCUACGAAGAGGGCUUUGUCGCGAUCUCGGGUGCUGCCCUGAAGAAGGCCCGCAAGACCUGGGAGAACAACGAGAAGAAGCGUCUCAAGGCCGCCGAGCAAAGCGCCAAGAACGCGGCCGAGGCUGAGAAGCAGGCUGCUGAAGAGGCUGCUCGCCUGGAAGAGUCCAAAAAGAUUGUGCUGACUGUGGAUGAGUCUCUUCCCGCUGCCAAGAAGAUUCGGAUUCGCGACUCGACCGAGAGCCGUGAGACUCGCGUCGUUGUCAGCGGCUGGGUCCAUCGCCACCGUGUCCAGGGCAAGGAUAUGGCCUUUGUCGUCCUGCGUGACGGCACUGGCUAUCUUCAGUGUGUCCUGACUGGCAAGCUGUGUCACACCUAUGACGCCCUGACGCUGACGCUCGAGUCGACUGUCAAGAUCUAUGGUGUCAUCAAGGAGCUCCCUGCCGGCAAGACCGCUCCCGGCGGCCACGAACUGCAAGCGGACUACUGGGAGAUCAUCGGCAAGGCUCCCGGCGGCGAAGAGGCUUUUGGUAACCAACUCAACACUGAAUCCGGCCCCAACGUCCUUCUGGAUCGCCGUCAUCUCGUCAUCCGUGGCGAGACAACCGCUGCCGUCUUGAAGAUGCGCGCCCACGUCAUGAGAGCCUUCCGCUCCUUCUUUGAAUCUCGCCAUCUGAUCGAGGUGACUCCUCCUCUGAUGGUCCAGACCCAGGUCGAGGGCGGCAGCACCCUCUUUUCGUUCGAUUACUACGGCGAGCAGGCCUACCUCACCCAGUCCUCGCAGCUGUAUCUCGAGACCUGCCUCGCCUCGCUGGGUGAUGUGUACUGCAUGGUCGACUCGUUCCGUGCCGAAAAGUCCCACACCCGCCGGCACUUGUCCGAGUUCACGCACUGCGAAGCGGAGCUGUCGUUCAUUGACUUUGACGACCUGCUGCAGUUCAUCGAGGACAUGGUCGUCUAUGUCGUCGACAGCAUCUUUGACAACCCCGAGACGGCCGCGACCAUGAAGGAGCUCAACCCCAACUUCCAGCGGCCGCGCAAGCCCUUCCGCCGCAUGAACUAUGCUGAUGCGAUCGAGUGGCUCCGCGAGCACGACGUCCGCAACGAGGAGACUGGCGAGCACUACCAGUUUGGCGAAGACAUUCCCGAAGCCCCGGAGCGCCGCAUGACCGAUACAAUCAACGAGCCCAUCCUGCUGUGCCGCUUCCCGACAGAGAUCAAGUCCUUCUACAUGAAGCGCUGCCCUGAAGACCGCCGGCUUACGGAGAGUGUCGACGUGCUGAUGCCUGGUGUUGGCGAGAUUGUGGGUGGCAGCAUGCGUAUCACCGAUCUCGUCGAGCUCUUUGAGGGCUACAAGCGCGAGGGCAUCGACCCCUCGCCUUACUACUGGUUCACCGAUCAACGCAAGUACGGCACCUGCGAGCACGGCGGCUUUGGCCUCGGUGUCGAGCGCUUCUUGGCAUGGCUCAUGAACCGAUACAGCGUCCGCGAGGUGUGCUUGUACCCUCGUUUCAUGGGACGCUGCCAACCUUGA